Messenger RNA from Sinocyclocheilus rhinocerous, 2067 nucleotides. RefSeq names its product lymphocyte cytosolic protein 2-like. Gene Ontology annotation, molecular function: protein binding. The transcript has 21 exons. Bases 146 to 1708 code for a protein of 520 amino acids. NCBI's taxonomy places the organism in Eukaryota, Metazoa, Chordata, Actinopteri, Cypriniformes, Cyprinidae. The record is from RefSeq and is a predicted model, not a curated record. Gene Ontology annotation, biological process: cell surface receptor protein tyrosine kinase signaling pathway; intracellular signal transduction.
AUUCUGUCACUAAAGUAUUAUCUCUUUUGAUUUGAUUUCUUUUUUUUUUCUUUUUUUUGAUUUGACACCAGUCUCCUCGUGUUCUCAGUAUACAAAGUGUCAGGCACAGUGUGAACUCAAUGUGAGAGUGGCAACAUUUUUUUCAAUGCUUGACGGUAUCUGGGAUUUGAUAUUCAUAAGUAAGUGUAGUGCGUUUGGAAUAAUGAGUUCUGAUAGUAUUCCAUCCAAAUCGGAGGUUUUGAGCUGGGAUUCGCAACGGUUAGCAGACUUUCUGAAGAAAAGGAAUCUAACUGGGUGUGAUAAGGUCGUGACACGGUGUAACAUCAAUGGCCAAAGGUUCCUGAGUAUGUCUGACAAUGACCUUCAAAAGUUCCCUAAGCUUCAUGCGCCGCUUAUCUCCAAAAUUUGUCAGGAAAUCAACAAAGAGAAGAAUUGGAGAUUCUUUCCACCGAUUCCAACAAUAAGGCCAUCACCAGUUCCCAGCUACCCACAACCACCAGUUGAGCAGCAUGAGGAUCAAGCGUGGGACUCUGAAGAGUUUGAGAGUGAUGAUGACUAUGAGAAUCCGGAUUCGAAUGAUGAGGGUGAAGCUAGCGGUGGAGACUAUGAGUCCCCAGAGGAGGGGUCAGACAGUGACAACAGCUAUGAGCCUCCACCAACCGAGCCUAAUGAAGACACAGCCCAGAUCUGUCCCGCAAAACCCAUGGAAAACAGUGAUUAUAUUGAUAAUAACCGCACACGUGGAGUGGGCAGAAGUCAACCGCCUGUCCCUCCAGAGCGCCCAGGCCCUGGACCCGCUCUCCCUCCUGUGGAGCGGCCAAGUGUGAGUCCUUCAUAUUUCCAAACAGUUGGACUGCCUAUGAGAGAAGAGCGGCCCCUAAAAAGAUCCCCAGCACCUGCCGUGGACCGCAGUACAAAGCCAGGAGCUCUGGACAGAAGCCACCCUGCAGCUGUAGCAGGUGGAAGAGGCACAUGCUCGCUUGACAGAGCUGGCCAACCGCCAAGAAGACUCCCUGCAGUGGAGCCACCAGAAGACCCGAUAAGAAUUCCCAAACCCUCGCUUCCUCCAUCAGGGGUGCGCAGAAGUGCCUCCUCUGUUACACCAGGCUACUCUCAAAACAGACAACCUGACUACAGAACGGAGUUUCAUGAUGACACUGCCAGGCACAACUCCAACACAUUUCCACUGCACACCAGGAACCCUUCACCAAGACCGCCAGGAACCCACGGACAGUCCUAUCAAACAGACAAUGUUCACCCCAGUCGAUCACUACCGGCAAAACUGCAGGAGACAAUGAACGAUCACCAAAGAAGUGCAAGAGCACCACCACUACAAGCAGACAUGGGCAGCAAGCAGGACAUGGAUCCAGCUUGGUAUGUGGGUCAGUUCUCCCGCAGUGAGGCAGAGAUCUGCCUGAAAAGAGUUAACAGGGAUGGGACGUUCCUUGUGCGAGACAGUUCAAAUCGAUCUUCUAACCAGCCCUACACACUCGUCGUCCUGUACCAGGAUAAAGUUUACAACAUUCAGAUCCGCAGAAAUCAAGAUGGCUUCAUGCUAGGCACUGGUCUGAAAUCCUAUGAGACUUUCGAGCGGGUCAGCGACAUUAUCAGCCAGCACAAACACAAGCCACUCCUUCUUAUUGAUGCUAAGAACCGAGAAUCAAGCCAACAGAACCAGUGUACUCUGAUUUAUCCAGCUAGAUAUUAAACCUUUAUUCUACACGAGACUAAUUUACAGUAACUAGUUUUGGUUGUUACAUUUCAUUUAGUUUUGUUUUUUUCCCAACUCAAAUCAACACACCAUUCAUAACUGUCAAAAUCUCUCAGGUCUGUAAAAAUAUUACUUUGGUAGUCUGUACAACAUUAUAACGUUUUUGAAUGCAUAUAGCUGCACAUUCCAUAGUACUGAAUACAUAUUAAAUGUUCAUAUUAAAAACAAAAUGAUAAACCAAUACUUUAUCAAUAUUAAGACCAUUUUCGUUAUUUCUCAAACUAAUCUCUUUGUCUCUUUUAUUUGAAUUGUUCCACGAUUUAAAGUGUUUAUUUGUUGUUAUAUUUGUGUGAUCA